Messenger RNA from Penicillium subrubescens, 1092 nucleotides. RefSeq lists its product as uncharacterized. Bases 1 to 1092 code for a protein of 363 amino acids. The record is from RefSeq and is a predicted model, not a curated record. NCBI's taxonomy places the organism in Eukaryota, Fungi, Ascomycota, Eurotiomycetes, Eurotiales, Aspergillaceae. Gene Ontology annotation, cellular component: nucleus. The transcript is spliced from 3 exons.
AUGGACCGAACAUCUCGCUCAACCUGUCGGUCGUCAUCUAUGGCUUCUCCCAUCCCGGAUGCUACCUACUCGUCGCCGGUAUCAGCAACGUCAUCCCAGGGAAGAGGCUUUCCGACGACUGUCGGCCUCGGCAUCUCUGAUUGUGGGCUUGAAGCUUCCGUUGACCCUAUGACGGGCUACCACAGUCAAAUAUCUUAUUCAAUGAGCUCUGUCAUGCCGCAUAACCUCAUGUCGGCCGAGAACAUUUACAACCUCCCUUUGGAAGCUGAUGACUUCUGCGGUAGGUCGUGCUACGAAAUCUACAACGGCCUUCCGGAUCCCUCGCAAACCUCGCUCGGUUUCUACGGAACCCAGCCCAUGAGCAUGACCCACAGCUAUGAUCCUGCAAUGGAGGUUGGUACCGGCCAGGGUAUGUUUCCAGGACAAAUGAAUGGGAUGCCAGGCCUCUGGGCAAACACGCCACUUUCAGCACCACCCACGCCGCUACAGUCCAUACCUGCCACAGCAGCUCGGACGAUAGACAACCAGUGGAAUCAUGGGAUCUAUCUGCAGACCAAUACUUCUUUUCAGUCACAGGCUCUACCACACACUAGGGCCUUUCAUCCACCGAUCCCAAUUGCGAGCGACAGCCACGCAAGCAGGCCCACCCGAGAGCAUCACACCAAGACAAUGCCAACUGUUUCCAUCCCUCAGGAUAUCACAGCCAGUGACAGCACAGCUGACGCCGCCUCCAAGACAAGCAAGCGAGGAAGGAAACCCUCGGCAGAGAAGGGCUGUAGAUGCCCCGUGUGUGGCUUCUAUUUUACUAGGCGCUCGAAUUGCGUCGCGCACCAGAAGAAGCACGACCCUACUUUCCAUCGAGCUAUCCCCUGCGACGAAUGUAAUAAAUCGUUUGGGAGGAAUGCGGACCUGCGGAGACAUAUUGAUACCGUUCACCGUGGUAUCCGCAAGCACGUCUGCAAAUGGUGCUCUCGCCGUUAUACUCGGUGGGAAAAUAUGGCUAAACAUUUUGCCGAAUGUGAAGAGAGGCCAGCGAACGAGAGGAUACCCUCUCCUACCCCUCGUCUUUCCCAGGACGCCGACUACUGUUAG